Messenger RNA from Colletotrichum spaethianum, 339 nucleotides. RefSeq lists its product as uncharacterized. The record is from RefSeq and is a predicted model, not a curated record. Lineage: Eukaryota; Fungi; Ascomycota; Sordariomycetes; Glomerellales; Glomerellaceae. The coding region runs from base 1 to 339 and encodes 112 amino acids. The transcript has a single exon.
AUGCCAACUGAGGACGAGCAGAAGGCCUUUCUGGACACUAUCUCAGCAUCUCAGGAAGAGUCUGACAACGACUAUAUCAAACCACACCUAAUGCACUGGACUUCGGACAAGGAAGGUUCCGUGGAAAAGGACCUAUCACGCCUCUACGAAAAGUGCAAAGCAGGGAAAGAGCACAGUGCCGCGUCGUUCUACAUUUUCGCAGGUCGCAAGAGCGUCGAGGAGAGUGGUACCACUCUUGUCGAUCGGGAUUGGUGCACGUUGUGCAUUUCCGAGAAGGCAAGCAAGCAGCUCGGCAAGCUUUCUGAAGACAACAACGUUAAGAUCCCGGGGGAUGACUGA